Messenger RNA from Nematolebias whitei (Rio pearlfish), 2598 nucleotides. It is a transcript of the gene sucla2, whose product is annotated as succinate-CoA ligase ADP-forming subunit beta. Gene Ontology annotation, biological process: succinyl-CoA metabolic process; tricarboxylic acid cycle. The record is from RefSeq and is a predicted model, not a curated record. Gene Ontology annotation, molecular function: ATP binding; succinate-CoA ligase (ADP-forming) activity. NCBI's taxonomy places the organism in Eukaryota, Metazoa, Chordata, Actinopteri, Cyprinodontiformes, Rivulidae. The transcript is spliced from 11 exons. Gene Ontology annotation, cellular component: mitochondrion; succinate-CoA ligase complex. The coding region runs from base 16 to 1416 and encodes 466 amino acids.
UCAACUGCUGGAGACAUGGCGACGUCCCUGAUCUGCGGCUGUUUGACGGCUACCCUGAGAACUUCAGGGGCCAGAAACACUUUUCAGUCUGCUACCAAGGUUCUUGGUGGUUCCACAGGUCGGUUUGCAGGCCACGUGUCUCAGCGGCAGCCCUCCUACCUGCGGCAGCAGCAGAGGAACCUCUCUCUACACGAGUACAUGAGCAUCGGCCUGCUUAAAGAGGAGGGCAUCUCUGUUCCAGUUGGCAUGGUAGCUAGCUCCUCCGAGGAGGCGUACGCUGUGGCCAAGCAGAUCGGCUCAAAGGACCUGGUGGUGAAAGCUCAGGUGUUGGCUGGAGGCAGAGGAAAGGGGACGUUUGAGGGUGGACUGAAGGGAGGAGUCAGAAUCGUCUACUCACCAGAGGAGGCCCGAGACAUUUCGUCUCAGAUGAUUGGUAGAAAACUGUACACCAAACAGACCGGGGAGGCGGGUCGCAUCUGCAACCAGGUGUUUAUCUGCGAGCGUAGGUACCCCCGCAGAGAGUACUACUUCGCCAUCACCAUGGAGAGGUCCUUUCAGGGCCCGGUGCUGAUUGGCAGCUCGCAGGGUGGCGUGAACAUCGAAGACGUGGCUGCAGAAAAUCCAGACGCCAUAGUGAAAGAACCCAUCGACAUCGUGCAGGGUAUUACAAAGGAGCAGGCUGUCAAGGUCGCUCAGAAGAUGGGCUUCCCACCCGCGUUGGUGAACGAGGCAGCCGAGAACAUGAUCAAACUUUACAACCUGUUUAUCAAGUACGACGCCUCCAUGGUGGAGAUCAAUCCCAUGGUGGAGGACUCUUCUGGCAUUGUGAUGUGCAUGGAUGCAAAGAUCAACUUUGACUCCAACGCAGCGUAUCGCCAGAAGAAAGUGUUUGAGAUGCGAGACUGGAGCCAGGAGGACCCCCGAGACCGACAGGCCGCCAAGGCCGAUCUGAACUACAUUGGUCUGGAUGGAACCAUUGGCUGUCUGGUCAAUGGAGCUGGUCUGGCCAUGGCUACUAUGGACAUCAUCAAGCUCCAUGGCGGCACACCUGCUAACUUCUUGGAUGUAGGAGGCGGAGCUACAGCUCAUCAGGUGACGGAGGCGUUUAAACUCAUCACUUCAGAUAGGAAGGUUCAGGCCAUCCUAGUCAACAUCUUCGGAGGCAUCAUGAGGUGUGAUGUCAUUGCUCAGGGCAUCAUCAUGGCUGUCAGAGACCUGGAUCUCAAGAUCCCCAUCGUGGUACGGUUACAAGGAACUAGAGUGGACGAUGCCAAAGCUCUGAUUGCUGCCAGUCCACUAAAAAUAUUGGCCUGCGACGACCUCGAUGAAGCUGCAAAAAUGGUUGUAAAGCUUUCUGAAAUAGUGUCUUUGGCCAAAGAAGCUCAAGUGGACAUCACCUUCCAGCUGCCCAUUUAAACCAUCAACAGACGCAGUGAGCCGUGACUCCACGCCCCCACUGACCUCUCCAGACGUCUUCAUAGUGUUUGUGCUUCAGUGGUGUGACGGCACGAUUCUGAACAGCUUCACUUUACAGAAAACACCGUUUCCUCUUUGCUGUCUCACCCCCACCCUCCAGGUCAACCCUCCAAAGUUUGAUUGCAGCCAGUUCGAUGCGCAGGAACCCCAACUUUUAUUCCCCUCUAUUCACAGACGUCUCUUUACGUCUGUACAUCCUCCUCAGAUCUGUUUCAGCAUAUUCUUCCACGUUUAACAUCUGUUUUUGACUCUGGAAUUAGUUUGUAUUUCCAACAUUUGAAGCGAGUCAGGAUCAGACGAAAAGGAUUUGAGUUUUAAAAGUAGUCUGUAUUAAGAACAUAAACCUGGACGGAGCCGCGCCUCACUUCUCCCCUGUGACACACACAAACAGCGCAGUAGCACUGAUGUAGAUCUUUAGAUGCUAAUAGAAGCAGAACACGUGCAGAAUCCUCGCAGCAUCACUUUCAGUUCUUUCUCUCCUGCUUCAGGCAGAAGUGUUCAACAGCUGAUUCAUUAUCCACCGACGUUUGCUUCAUGAAACGUUUCAGUUUCACUCAGAGCGUCUGCAGGCAGUAUGCACGCACGUUGUCAUGAUGAUGAUCCAUUUACCUGAAGAUCUGAACGGGCCACAGUUCUUUGUUUAGGUUACUGUCCAUGACGGCUGCACACUUGGAUGCAUUUAUUUGUGCAGAUAUCAGAAUACGUCCAGGGUUUUCCAUCAGACAUCAUUUCCAUUCAUGCAAUCCGUUACAAAAGUGACAUAAAUGCACCAAAAACAGCCUUUUGUUGUUUUAAGAUGCCAACAUGAAAUCUGCUGGUGUGUUUUUAUCAGCUGAGGAGGAACUAAGACGCUUUCCUGCUGGUUCAUCACACACUUCAUUUAGGUAAGUUCAGACUACAGAAACAUUUGCAGUUUCUUUCCCCACUCCCCUUGGUAUUUUAAAAGUUACAGGAAAUGAACUUUUUACUACUAAAGUUUUCAGUUAUUGACUGACUGCAUCACCUUCAUCGUGCCACAGAACACCUGCUGCUUUCUUUCGGUUCGUCUUAGUUCUGUAUGUCAGGCUGGUGUUGCAGUGCUGCAUCCUCAGCUAACACCUGUAGUUUCCUCCUCCUCCUCCU